This is a messenger RNA of Coturnix japonica (Japanese quail), 3394 nucleotides long. RefSeq names its product globoside alpha-1,3-N-acetylgalactosaminyltransferase 1 (FORS blood group) (gene GBGT1). Gene Ontology annotation, cellular component: Golgi apparatus; vesicle; membrane. NCBI's taxonomy places the organism in Eukaryota, Metazoa, Chordata, Aves, Galliformes, Phasianidae. Gene Ontology annotation, molecular function: globoside alpha-N-acetylgalactosaminyltransferase activity. The record is from RefSeq and is a predicted model, not a curated record. Gene Ontology annotation, biological process: carbohydrate metabolic process.
UCCCCUUGUCCUGCUGUUAUCUACCCUUUCAAAGUCAACUCCCUUCCUGUUUAUAGGCUCCCCUCAGGUACUGAAAGGCUGCAGCCAGAUCACCCUGCAGCCUUUACUCCAGCCUGAACAAGCCCAGCUCCCUCAGCCUGUCCUCAUAGGGGGAGGUACUGCAGCCCUCUAAUCAUCUUUGUGGCCCUCCUCUGGACCCUCUCUAACAUAUCUCAGCCUUCCUUGUACUGGGGGCUCCAGUCCUGCACACAGGGAGGGGUAAAAAUAGAGGAAGAGAACGCUCCGCCUCACACGGAUGUUACGCAUUGCUCUGCUGGGGAGUGCCUUCAUCCUUGCUUGCAGCAGAGGCGUUCCCACAGCUCCUGGCACCAAGCCUGCUGCUCUCAGCUCACACCAGCGAUUCCUCUACAUGAUUUCCAAGAAGGCGUUGGGAUCUUUUGUCUGCCUGUCUGCUGUUGCCACAUUGAUCUGGCUUGCAGUUGGGAAUUGGAAAGUUCACUACAUCCCGUAUUACCUUCCUUGCCCAGGAAUCUUCUCCAAGAAACUCCUGUAUUUGGAGGAGAAACCACCCCAGCUUUUCCCAGAAUUAUUUUAUCAGCAACCAAGAGUGUUGGCUCCAAAGCGUCAGGAUGUGCUGACAGUCACACCAUGGUUGGCUCCCAUCGUUUGGGAGGGGACCUUCAGCCCUGAGAUCCUGGACAGUGCCUACAAGCCGCUGAAUCUCACCAUAGGGGUGACAGCUUUUGCCAUUGGAAAGUACACGAGGUUUGUGCGCCGCUUCCUGGAGUCAGCAGAGAUGCACUUCAUGAAAGGCUAUCGAGUGAACUACUACAUCUUCACUGACAACCCCGAGGUGAUUCCCAAUGUCCAUCUGCAACCUGGCCGAAGGUUUGAUGUUGUGCACAUCAAGAAAUACUCCAGCUGGCAAGAGAUCUCCAUGCGCAGGAUGGAGGCUAUAAACCUACACAUAGCAGAGAAGAGCCAUCAGGAGGUGGACUACCUUUUCUGCCUGGAUAUUGACAUGGUGUUCCAUAAUGCCUGGGGGGCUGAGACCCUCGGUGACAUCGUAGCAGCCAUGCACCCUGGUUAUUUCAAUGUCCCUCGAAGCAAGUUCCCAUAUGAGAGGAGGAGUUUUUCAGCAGCCUACAUCCCUGAUGGAGAAGGGGACUUCUACUAUGGUGGAGCUGUGUUUGGAGGGUUGGUCAAGAAGGUCUAUGAGUUCACCAAGAAUUGCCAUAUGACCAUCCUGGCAGACAAAGCCAAUGGGAUCGUGGCAGCCUGGCAGGAAGAAAGCCAUCUCAACAGACACUUUCUCUCCCAUAAACCCUCUAAGGUGCUCUCUCCAGAAUAUAUAUGGGAUGACAGGAAGCCAAAGCCCCCUGAAAUUUUCCUCAUACGCUUUUCCACAGUAGAUAAGAACUACCAGGAGAUAAGAAAUUGACAUGAUCCAACCUGCUGAAUGUUAGCUCCCAGAGAUGUCCCACUAUGGGUAGUUUCUCUGGAGAGUGAGAGCCUUAAAGCAUUUCAGAAGCAGCAGCCAAAGUGGAGGGUGAGAAUGGAAAGGUUUCUAUGUUCCUAAUCAUUGUAAAUACAAGCAUUGCGCUGGGGGCUGCAGCACACCAGAAUGUAUACAGAGGGUCUGCUGCCAAGUAGAAGGCUGUAUUCAUAGCAAGGCUGCAAAUGCUGCUGUUUGCAUGUUUUCCUGAAGCUUUGCAAAAAUGCAGGAGGGUCAAAACAGGCUUUGGCAUCCCCGUGGAAAAAGAGAAGAUGCAGAUAAAGACCUUCCCACUUAAAAAAUACUCCAAUCACCCUGCUUUUAAAAAUGCUUUUCACAUGCUAUAGUUCAAACACUUUGUAAGGAUCCGCAAACCUCUCCUCAGCAAUGAGAUGCAGGAAUCCCUGACAGUCCAGCAGUGCCACUUCACAUAGCACUUACCUUCCACUUCCAAGCUGUGUUUUGGGCACCCAAAUUCAGGCUGUCCUGGCACGGUUCAGACCCAGAGAGCACUGUGGGUUUGCUUGAAUCACAGAUGUGUUCUACACCUCCUUGCCAGCUCACACAUCUCUGGAGCUCAUGUAAUCUUUUCCAUGCUGUAAGAGGUCCACAUGCUUCUCUGCUUCAGUCCUCUCCAAAUUUUCUGAGCGCUAUAAAAUAAAUUGGCCAGAAGCUGUUGGAGCUGACAGUGAGAGCUGGAGUGUUUCCUGGAGACAGGUGGCUUCACUCCAUAAUGAGAUGCUGUCUUCAUACUGUAUGUUCAGCUGGGAGCUGGGGUUAACCUUUUCUUUGCAUGAGCGUGAUGAGAAGCUGACCCAGGAGCACCUUCCAAGCCUGUGGAGCAAACAGGUGGGGAGGGUGUCCAAACACAUGGGAACAGCUGUGCCUUGCCAGCAGCAGCUGCAAAAUGGAUCAUCAGCUGAGGUUACAGCAUGGAGGUCUGUGUGUUGCCUCCCUGUACGGUACAUUGGCUGUGAGCAUCUUCCCUGUGAGCUCCUAAGGAGUGCUGCAAGUCCGUACCAGGAAGAUCUUUAUCCCAGUAUUUCCAAGGACAGGCCAAAACCAGCAUUAUUACUGACCAUCUUCUAGUUCUAAAACAAUAGUGUCCAAAGCCCAAGCUCGACUUUAGGGUCUCAUUAUGUUGGUGGCUAUGUGUGGGCAUAUGGAGCCCUUUGCAAGCCAGAAGGAGCUGUCUGGUUUGAUCUCCUGCAUGGGGUUAUUCAGAUAAUUUUAUCUCCUGCUGUGAGCAUCAAUGUUAUAAUAUAUAGCUGAGCUGUGCUGCAUCUCUUAGAAGAAAAUUCAGGCCCAACUUAAACAUCAAAUGAUACAGAAGCCACAAAGCCACAGUCAGCUCCUCCUGUGCCUUAAUUGUGCUCCAAGUCAGGCUCUGUUUUUGGCCACUGGGCUUUCUUCUGCCCUGCUUGAUUAUUCAAAUUCCUCUGCAGAUCUUCAUGUCACAGCUCUGCUCACCAGGGCUGUGAUUGGAAGCAAUACCCAGAUAGCACCCAUGUCUCUGAGGAGCCAGGAGAGUGUGGCUGCAGGAGGAUGCUGUGCCCUCUAUUGCAGCAUGGGAGAUGCUCUCUCAAUCAGCACGUGUCUCUAAUUAAUGAGAGCCUGGACUUCUGCCAUCCUCUCCUGCUGAUUAAUCCCCUUCCCUAGCACCAGCAGCGUGCUUUGCUUCUCGCCUUUGCAUUGUGCAGCCUGAGACCUGGGGGCUGGUGGAGCUCUGCAGGGACUGCUUUCUGCUCUUAUAGUAGCAAAGCAUGGCUUGGUGCUGCUGCAAUGGGGUAAUGCUGUGUCUCAUGUCCUUAUGCCAUGGGACUUGAGGCUUGGAAACACACUUGCUGUACUGCAUGGAAAGUGAAUCAGCACAUGCAAAUAAAUCAUCACCCAAAUUUA